Molecule: messenger RNA, 1335 nt
Organism: Drosophila busckii
Lineage: Eukaryota; Metazoa; Arthropoda; Insecta; Diptera; Drosophilidae
Product: phospholipase A1
Exons: 2
Coding region: 1-1254 (417 amino acids)
Biological process (GO): lipid metabolic process
Molecular function (GO): lipase activity
Source: RefSeq, a predicted model, not a curated record
AUGAGGGCACAGUCUAAUAGAAAUGGGCCCAACAAUGACAAGGCUGACACACGAAAUGCAAUGCCAUCAGCCAACGACAGCAGCUUAAUGAGCCCCAGCACGUUGCCAAUAUUGGAAAGGCAUAACUUUUAUAGCAGCAGCAGCAGCGGUAUCAUCGCUCCCAUUGAUGGCCAACAGCCCAUUGCCAAUGAUGAGCAACUAUUGCGACUGCAGGACUACAAUUUACUUUACAAUGCCGAGAAGCAGACAUACUUCCAACUGCACAGCCUCAAUCAAGUUCAGGCCGAGGGCGUGACAGCCCAACAGCAGUCUAUCAAUCGCCGCUUACAGCAGGUUGUGGGUAACACUUUGACCGCUGCUUUUGGCCUUAAUGCAUAUAAUGGUCAGCAAGCUGCUGUGGGGAUGACCACACAAACAGUUCGACUCUAUGAUGCUGUCUCCUUGCGACAAUCACGCUUUAAUCCUUUCCAUCCAACACGCAUCAUCAUACAUGGAUGGCUGGGCAAUGGCCAGGCGAACAUCUAUAGCUAUCUGGUGCCAGCGUAUUUGAGUCUGGACAGAGGCAACUAUAAUGUUUUUACGUUGGACUGGGGACGUGGCGCCAUUGCCGAUUAUGUGACUGCCAGCUAUAGGGUGAAGCCAGUGGGUCAGGUGUUGGCCAAGUUUGUGGACUUUCUGCACGAGGAGACGGGCAUGCGGUUUGAAGACUUACAAUUAAUUGGCUUCAGCAUGGGCGCGCAUGUGGCUGGUCUUGCUGGCCAGCACGUGCAGACUGGACGUGUGAGCAUUAUACGCGCCUUGGAUCCGGCCCUACCAUUCUUUCGCUACGCCCAGGAAAAAGAGCGACUCACAAAAGACGAUGCGGACUAUGUGGAGGUGUUGCACACCAGCGUUGGCAGCUAUGGCUUCGAUAGACCCCUCGGCCAUGUGGACUUCUAUGCCAACUGGGGCAGCAAGCAGCCGGGCUGCUUCUGGCACGAGUGCAGCCAUUGGCGUGCCUUUGCUCUCUUGGCGGAAAGCCUGCAAGCUGCCUCCGACAGUUCCGGCAGUGCCGACUUCGAGGCUAAAGGUUGCCAGCCGGCGGAAUGGCAACAGCUAACUCGCCACAAAUACUGUCCACAGCCAACGGGCAAGCAUCUGCAUAUGGGCGGUGAUUUGGCUGGACUAUCAAUGAAGCAGUUGGGACUGCGGGAGGGCGUCUACUAUUUCGAGACCAAUGCAGUGCCGCCAUAUAGCGUUAAGGAAAUUCCAUAGCAUGCGUAAGUCCGUGAUGAGUGUGUGGGAAAAUGCCAGGAAAACGAAAAAAUAAAAAGGCCAACAACAACAGAAAAAGCA